This is a messenger RNA of Impatiens glandulifera, 1917 nucleotides long. RefSeq names its product glucan endo-1,3-beta-glucosidase 6-like. Gene Ontology annotation, biological process: carbohydrate metabolic process. Gene Ontology annotation, molecular function: hydrolase activity, hydrolyzing O-glycosyl compounds. The transcript is spliced from 2 exons. Bases 357 to 1805 code for a protein of 482 amino acids. Lineage: Eukaryota; Viridiplantae; Streptophyta; Magnoliopsida; Ericales; Balsaminaceae. Gene Ontology annotation, cellular component: plasma membrane. The record is from RefSeq and is a predicted model, not a curated record.
ACCGGUAUUUACAGAGUCACUGUUUCUCUUUCUUUCUUUCUUUCUUUCUUUCUCUCUCUCAUCCCCUUCUGCUGUCGGAAAUCGAAGAGUGUCGUGUUUUUAGGCGUGUGUAAGUUCGAUUUUAGAUUCUCUAAACUUUAUUUUCUUGAUUACAGAGCGAAAGACUAGUAAUCUUCUUCCAGACCCUCUUCAAUUUUUACAAACAAUCUAGAUACAAAUCUUUCUAGUGAGCUGUUCACAAGAUUCUGAGAGCUUUUAAUGGAACAAAACCCUUUCUUCCAAAUCCUAUCUUUUUAACUUUCAGAUCUACCAUUUCUCUGUACCUAUUCCCUUUCACUUUGAAGCUCUGUAGAAGAAUGGGUACUGGUUUUGAUGUGUUUAUGUUGGUGUUCUUCUGUUACUGUUUUUGGUUUCUUCAUUCGGUGAAUGGAAUCGGAGUUAACUGGGGAACACAGUGUAGUCACCCUUUUCCUCCAGAUACUGUGGUGAAUAUGUUAGCUGAAAAUGGGUUUCAAAAAGUUAAGCUUUUUGAUGCUGAUUAUGAUACUUUGAAAGCUCUUGGAAGAUCGAGGAUUGAGGUUAUGGUUGGGAUUCCUAAUGAUAUGUUGGCUACACUUUCUACUAGUUUGAAAGCUGCUGAGAAAUGGGUAUCUAAAAAUGUCACCGCCCAUCUAUCUUCCUCUGGUGGUAACAUUAGGUAUGUUGCAGUUGGAAACGAGCCGUUUCUCCAAACAUACAACAAUAGCUACCUAAAAUCGACGUUUCCAGCUCUUAAAAACAUUCAAACCGCGCUAAACAAAGCUGGCCUAGCUGGAAAAGUAAAAGCAACCGUCCCUUUAAAUGCCGACGUUUACGAAACCUCAACAGGCCUCCCCUCCGGAGGAGACUUCCGAGCUGACAUCCACGAUUACAUGAUCCAAAUUGUCCAAUUCCUAAGCCAAAACGGAGCCCCAUUCACUGUUAACAUCUACCCCUUCAUAAGUCUCUACACUGACUCCAACUUCCCUGUGGAAUACGCCUUCUUCGAUGGUACCGCCUCCCCCGUAGCCGACGGUUCCACGAGCUACUACAACAUGUUCGACGCGAAUCAUGAUACUCUAGUGUGGGCCCUACGAAAGAACGGGUUCGAUAGCCUACCGAUCAUAGUAGGCGAAAUCGGUUGGCCAACAGACGGAGACCGAAACGCGAACAUUCAAUACGCUCAACGGUUCAAUCAAGGUUUCAUGUCUCGCUCAUCGGGCGGGCGGGGCACCCCUUUGAGGCCCGGACCAGUCGACGCGUAUCUAUUCAGCUUGAUCGAUGAAGACGAGAAGAGUAUUAGUCCCGGGAAUUUCGAACGACAUUGGGGAAUUUUCACAUUCGAUGGAUUGCCCAAGUAUAGUUUGAAUCUCGGGACUACAAAUUCAGGCGCGCUUAUCCCGGCUAGAAACGUGAAACAUUUAGAUAAUAAGUGGUGUAUAUUGAAGCCUUCGGUCAAGCUCGACGAUUCGCAGCUGGCGCCAAGUGUGAGCUAUGCUUGUAGUUUGGCUGAUUGUACGAGCCUAGGUUUCGGAACGUCUUGUGGAGGGAUGGAUAUUCGGGGGAAUAUUUCGUACGCGUUUAAUAGUUAUUAUCAGAAGAAUAAUCAGCUUGACGAAGCUUGCAAGUUUUCUGGACUUGGAACAAUCACAAGAACUGAUCCGUCGUCCGGGAAUUGUAAAUUCGAGGUUAUGAUCGAGCCUUAUUACGGCGGUACCGCGAGGAGAAGAUCGAGUAUGGUUUUGGCAGCAAUCUCGACAAUUUGGAUUUUGUUAAUGGUAAUGUGAAUGUGAAUGUAAUAAUUGAUCAUCAGAAUGUUUUGUAUUGUUGAUUUCUAGGAAAUGUUGCAUUUUGUUUACAUAUAGAGCAGCAGAUUAUGUUGUUUUUAAGGUUAAUCUA